AUUCCAGUUCUCUGACCAUCUUAAUAUGAACCGCCAAUUCACCUGCAAGUCUGGAGCUGCAACAAAGGGAGGUUUCAGUGGCUACUCAGCUGUCCUCUCUGGGGGAAGCGCGUCUUCUUACUGGGCAGGUGGCAAAGGGCUUAGUGGGAGCUUUGGCAGUCGGAGCCUCUACAACCUGGGGGGUACUCGAAGCAUCUCCCUCAACAUGACCAGUGGCAGUGGGCGGACAGGAAGCUAUGGAUUUGGCCAGGGUCGAGUCAGUGGCUUUGCAGGAAGCAUGUUUAGCAGUGUAGGCUUGGGACCCAUGGGCUCAACCAUGUGCCCUCCUGGAGGCAUCCACCAGGUCACAGUCAACAAGAGCCUCUUGGCCCCCCUCAACGUGGAGCUGGACCCCGAGAUCCAGAAAGUGCGUGCUCAGGAGCGGGAGCAGAUCAAGGCCCUGAACAACAAGUUUGCCUCCUUCAUCGACAAGGUUCGGUUCCUGGAGCAGCAGAACCAGGUUCUGGAGACCAAGUGGGAGCUCCUUCAGCAGCUAGAACUGAACAACUGCAAGAACAACCUGGAGCCCAUCCUUGAACGCCAUAUUGGCAACCUGAAAAAGAAGCUGGAGACGCUGUCUGCGGACAGGGUGAGGCUGGAUGCAGAGCUGAGGAACAUGAGGGAAGUGGUGGAAGACUACAAGAAGAGGUAUGAGGAGGAAAUAAACAAGCGGACAACAGCUGAAAAUGAAUUUGUAGUGCUCAAAAAGGAUGUUGAUGCUGCUUACAUGAACAAGGUGGAACUGCAGGCCAAAGUGGACACCCUUGAUGGAGAAAUCAAGUUCUUCAAGUGCCUGUAUGAAGGGGAAAUUGCUCAGAUCCAGUCCCAUAUCAGUGACACAUCCGUCAUUCUGUCCAUGGACAACAACCGCAACCUGGACCUGGACAGCAUCAUUGCUGAGGUUCGUGCCCAGUAUGAGGAGAUUGCCCUGAAGAGCAAGGCCGAGGCUGAGACCUUAUACCAGACCAAGUUCCAGGAGCUCCAGCUGGCCGCUGGACGACAUGGGGAUGACCUCAAACACACCAAGAAUGAGAUCUCAGAGCUGACUCGUCUUAUCCAAAGACUGCGCUCAGAGAUUGAGAGUGUCAAGACGCAGUGCUCCAAGUUGGAGACAGCCAUUGCUGAUGCAGAGCAGCGAGGGGAUUGUGCCUUGAAGGAUGCCCGAGCCAAGCUGGAUGAGCUGGAGGCUGCCUUGCACCAGAGCAAGGAAGAGCUGGCCCGGCUGCUGCGUGAGUACCAGGAGCUGAUGAGCGUGAAGCUGGCCUUGGACAUCGAGAUUGCCACCUACCGCAAGCUGCUGGAGGGCGAGGAGUGCAGGAUGUCUGGAGAGUACACCAACUCUGUGAGCAUUUCGGUCAUUAGUGCUGGGACUACAGGUCCAGGGACCAGCUUUGGGUUCAGUGGUGCCAGCACCUAUGGCUACAGACCUAGCUCUGUUGGUGGAGGCUACAGUAUGCUGUCUGGGGGCUGUGUCACAGGCAGUGGGAACUGCAGCCCCCGAGGAGAACCCAGGACCAGAUUGGGAAGUGCAAGUGAAUUCAAGGACCCUCAGGGAAAGACAUCAGCCCAGAGCUCCCCAACAAAGAAAACCAUCAGAUAG
Molecule: messenger RNA, 1639 nt
Organism: Elephantulus edwardii (Cape elephant shrew)
Lineage: Eukaryota; Metazoa; Chordata; Mammalia; Macroscelidea; Macroscelididae
Gene: KRT73
Product: keratin 73
Exons: 9
Coding region: 26-1639 (537 amino acids)
Biological process (GO): keratinization; intermediate filament organization
Cellular component (GO): keratin filament
Molecular function (GO): structural constituent of skin epidermis
Source: RefSeq, a predicted model, not a curated record